GUUUUUUGACGACAGUCGACUGCGUUUGACAAACUGCAGUACAAAUGGCGGCAUAUAAAUAAACCUAACUAAAUUGUAUAUGUAGGCAGGCUUUCUAAAGUAUUAAUGUAUUUAAAUAUUUAACAGAAUGACUCAUAAAGCACUAGAUUCCCGACGGAGCACCGCAGCUCAGUUCUUUUUGCAAGAUAAUGAAGAAUUGUCUUCUUCGUACAAUAAGAUUGUAGAAUGGCUGAAUCAAGCCUCUCUUUCCUCUUCCGACAACAGCAAGAUGGAGUUCCUUCGCAAAGUGCAAGAAAUUAUCAUAAAUAAGGACGCGAGCCUUUUGGACAACUUCCUGGAUGAAGUUCUGGGCUUCCAGAACGAUCGCAGCGCAGACGUGCGGAAGACAAUAGUUGGCUUCAUUGAGGAAGCAAUCAAGAAGGACCCGGACGUGCUGCCCAAGGUGAUCACCAACCUGGCGAUGCUGCUGGAGGACCCCAGCGUGCAGGUGCAGAAGCGCGUGAUCCAGGCUGCCGGCCAGGUGUACCGCUGCACGCUGGUGUGGCUGUCGCGCGUCAAGAACGUCACCGAGGAGAUGGAGGCCGCCUGGUCCGUCAUGAACCGCAUCAAGGCCAGCAUCGUCAACAAGGUGGACAGCGACAACGACGGCAUCCGUACCCACUCCGUCAAGUUCCUGGAGCGGGUGGUGCUGACCCAGACCUACCCCACGCCCGACAGCAUGCACCGGGAGAACGACCUCUCGCUGGAGGACAUCCCCCUCACCCUGAAGGUGGCGCGUCGUCGCAAGCUGGAGGAGGAGGCAAACAUGGUGUUUGAGCUGCUGCUCAAGUUCCACAGCUCGCCGCACAUCAGCAGCGUCAACCUCAUGACGUGCAUGGGCUCGCUGACGCUCAUCGCCAAGAUGCGCCCCCAGUUCAUGGGCCGGGUCAUCGCCGCCUUGGAGACGCUGCACACCAACCUGCCGCCGACGCUGUCCAAGUCGCAGGUGAGCUCCGUGCGCAAGCACCUCAAGAUCCAGCUGCUGAACCUGCUGAAGCACCCGUCCUCGGUCGACUACCACACCAACAUCACCACGCUGCUCACCGACCUGGGUGCCACCUACCAGGAGGUGAUGAAGUACUACCCCAAGCCGGACGAGGUGCGGAAGCGCCAGAAGCGGCUGGCCGCGGAGAGCCUGGUGGUGCAGGCGGUGGUGGCCAAGCGGCCCCGGGUGGAGGCGGAGGGGCCUCAGCCCCCGGAGGAGCAGGAGGCGGCGGUGUCCGUGGAGGACGCGGCGGCCCCCCCUCCCCCGCCCUCCGAGCGCGCCAAGAAGCAGACCGAGGUCACGCUCGACCUCAUGGAGCAGUUCAUCGCGGAGCGGCUCAGCCCCGAGCUGGCCACGCAGCUCGUCAUCGCCUCCAUGAGCAAGCUGCCGGAGGCGAUGCCGCCCCACUUCAGCGCGAUGUACACGCCCAUAGCUGCGGCCGGCACGCACGGCCAGAUCAAGCACGUGGCGCGCCUCAUGGCGACGCAGUUCGCCUCGGCGGGCGUCGGCACGGGCGGCAAGAGCAAGAAGCUGCUGCCGCUCACCAAGCUGGUGUCCAUGAGCGAGGACGACGAGAUAGACGCGACCAAGAGCUCCGUGCUGAACGUGGUGACCGGCAUGAUGGACGACCGCGACUCCAAGGCCUCCCGGGCGACGCUGCUGCCCGCGGGCGGCCCGGCCAAGGCGCCGAAGCAGCGCAUCAAGACGCUGAAGCUGUCGGAGGUGACCAAGCCGCUGGACGGGGAGACGUCCGGCCGGAUGCUGGUGAGCGCGGUGCAGCGCGUCAUGCGCACGGAGGGGGCGACGGGCCCCACCGGGGUCGGCCUGCUCCGGAGCAAGAUGAUAACGACCAUGGCCGCCACCUUCGACGCGCGAGUGCGCCACGAGGUGCUGGGGUUCCUGCUGGAGGACGUGCGGGCGCGCCUCGACCUGGCGCUGGCGUGGCUCUACGAGGAGUACAGCUUCAUGCAGGGGUUCAGCCGCGUGCCGGGCUUCCUGCGGCGCGACGUGGACCCGGCGGGCGCCUACGACGAGCUGCUGUGCGCCCUCGCGCGCCGCCUCGUGGACGCCAAGGACUCGCUGGUGACGCGGCUGUACCUGGAGGCGCCCCACAUCACGGAGGGGGCGGUGGAGCUGCUGAAGCAGCUGUGCCGAGACGAGGGCCGCUCGGCCGUGGGCCUGGGACUGCUGCAGGAGCUGGUGCUGCGACGGCCCCCGCGCCAGCUCGUCUUCCUCAACGCCCUGCUCGAGCACACCUCCCACGAGAACCCGCAGGUGCGCGCCAAGGCGAUAGAGUGCGUGACGGAGCUGUACGGCCGCAGCGAGCUGCACAGCAUCGUGGAGGAGUACGCCAUCUUCUACCUGAGCUUCCUGCGCUUCCCGCAGCCGCCCGACCUGCUGUUCGGCUUGGAGCGGGGCCGGCCCACCAAGUCCGAGGCCUGGUCGGACGACAUAGUGCGCGCCUGCCUCUACCUCUACAUGGCCCUGCUGCCCGUCAACGAGAAGCUCAUACACGAGCUGGCGCGCGUGUACGUGCAGACGUCGGCGGACGUGAAGCGCACCAUCCUGCGCCUGCUGGAGCAGCCGGUGAGGGGCAUGGGCAUGCACUCCCUGGAGCUGCUGCGGCUGGUGGAGGAGUGCCCCAAGGGGGCGGAGACCCUGGUCACGCGCGUCAUCCACAUCCUCACCGAGAAGACCCCGCCGAGCUCGGAGCUGGUGGAGCGGGUGCGAGAGCUGUACCACACGCGGGUGUCGGACGUGCGGUUCCUCAUCCCCGUGCUGAACGGGCUCACCAAGAAGGAGGUGGUGGCGGCCCUGCCCAAGCUCAUCAAGCUGAACCCCGUCGUGGUGAAGGAGGUCUUCAACAGGUUACUGGGGACGCACUCGGAGUACCAUUCCUCGCCCAUCACCCCGGCGGAGCUGCUCAUAGCCCUGCACAACAUCGACCCACUCAAGUGCGAGCUGAAGAUGGUCAUCAAGGCCACGUCGCUGUGCUUCUCCGACAAGCAGGCGUACACGCAGGAGGUGCUGGCGGUGGUGAUGCAGCACCUCAUGGAGCAGAGCCCGCUGCCCACGCUGCUGAUGCGCACCGUCAUCCAGUCCCUGUCGCUCUACCCGCGUCUCAUCGGCUUCGUCAUGAACAUCCUGCAGCGCCUCAUCCUCAAGCAGGUGUGGACGCAGAAGAAGGUGUGGGAGGGCUUCAUCAAGUGCUGCCAGCGCACUCAGCCGCAGAGCUUCCAGGUGCUGCUGCAGCUGCCAGCCCUGCAGCUGCAGGACGUGUUCGACAGCUGCAGCGAGCUGCAGGCGCCGCUGCUGGCCCACGUGGAGGCCCUCACGGACAACCAGCGCACGCACAUCCCCCAGUCCAUCAUGGACGUGCUGAUGGGCAAACGGAGAGCCAUGGCCGAGGAGUACGUGCUGGGAGCUGAUGUGAUGUCGCCGACGGAGCUGACCAUAGACAUGAAGGACGAGGUAGAAGACGCGACGCUCAUGGCAGAGCCGGCGCCCCCCGGCCUGGAGUAACCCGAGUCCCGUGGGCGGGACGACAGUCUGCCGAGUGGUGCUGAGGCACCCACGUUGUCCCGAGCUGUGCACCUUGCCGCGGAGGCUGGAGCCGUGGAACAAGUCCUGUUGGGUGAAGUGGAACCAAAGUAGUCCAUGUUGUCUGUAUAUGAAUUUAUAUCGUCAAAGGAAAAUGUAGCUGAAAUUAAAAAAAAAAAUAAAAAAUAAAACUAGCUAUAUUGUGCAUAUUUUGAAUAAACUUCUAUGAAUGUUGGCAAUUCGCUUGAAGUCUUCACCAGAAAUUGUGAAUUUGUUUUUAGAUUCUCCGGUACCAUUGUGUAAAAUCAUGUUUUUCCCUCGUCUUUUAUAUUUAUCUUUUUACUAUUCAAAACUUGUGGGAAAAAUUAUUCAGUAAAAGUGCAUGUAUAUAAAUUAUGUGUAUUUAUUUAGGUGGUUUGUUCACUGUGCAAGACACCAACUGGUGGUAAAAAAACAGCCUUAUCAAAGUAAAAAUUAUAACAAGAAUAUAAUUCUUGCCUCACUGUUCACAGAACCACUCUAAACCAAUGUGAGAAAUUUGUGUUCCUCUGAGAAAUAAAUAAAGGUAACUUCUGAUGUACCAUACAUGCGACACUUA
This is a messenger RNA of Bacillus rossius redtenbacheri, 4163 nucleotides long. It is a transcript of the gene Sym, whose product is annotated as symplekin. The transcript is spliced from 19 exons. Gene Ontology annotation, cellular component: mRNA cleavage and polyadenylation specificity factor complex. NCBI's taxonomy places the organism in Eukaryota, Metazoa, Arthropoda, Insecta, Phasmatodea, Bacillidae. The record is from RefSeq and is a predicted model, not a curated record. Bases 128 to 3547 code for a protein of 1139 amino acids.